GACUUGACCAACUUCAGUUUGACCAAGGGUAUCUGUCCUCCGCCAUGAAGCCCAUCGACGCCACCACGCACGAAUACGCCCGCAUCAACGCGGGCACCUCGGCUUCAGGUAGCAUGCAGAUCCACCCUCUUGCACUCGCGUUGGGCGUUGUGGGCGUCUUCAUUCUGGUCUUCCUCGUGGCUGCGUCCUCGUAUCAGAAGCAGCAGGUGCAGAUUAUGGCUCGAAAGCUGUUGCGCAAAAAGCGCAAAUCCGUCACGGAGGAAGACAGAGGCAGUGGUGGUAUGAACCCGGUCUCGGAUCUCCCGGGUUUCGCACGCCAAGCAGCCGAGUCUGGCAACGCGCGCGUUGUGAAACGUUGGGUCCAUUCUACCGACCGGAACGUGGACGCCCGCAGUACUGAGAAUCUCACCGCCCUACAUUACGCAGUGCGUGGCGGCCACAAUGAGUGCACAAGACUGCUUUUGACAGCCAGUGCUGACUCGAACGCCACGGACGAGCGCAGUAUCACGCCACUGCACCUAGCAGCUCUUGGUGGCCACGCACUCUGCGUUAAGCUGUUGUUGGACCACCACGCCGACCCGUUUCGAGAAGACGUGGACCACCAUACCCCACUGUAUAUUGCCGAACAGAGCGGCAACAUCGGAUGUGCGCGCUUGUUGCAGCGAGCAAUGGCCAAGGCAGCAGUUCAAGACGACGCGUCCGUCACACUACGCGCAGGCGCCAGUACGGCUCGUGUCGACAACGCAGUGUAA
Phytophthora infestans T30-4 is the source of this 752-nucleotide messenger RNA. RefSeq lists its product as uncharacterized. The transcript has a single exon. Gene Ontology annotation, biological process: positive regulation of protein catabolic process; protein ubiquitination. Lineage: Eukaryota; Oomycota; Peronosporomycetes; Peronosporales; Peronosporaceae. The coding region runs from base 114 to 752 and encodes 212 amino acids. The record is from RefSeq and is a predicted model, not a curated record. Gene Ontology annotation, molecular function: protein binding.